AACGUGAACAGACCCCAACAGCUGGCUCGCCGGCUUCAACUGCAAGGAAUUAUUUAUUUUCAGAGCGUAGAAUAACACGAAUGAAUGAAGUCAUUCUGAACUGUGGAUAUAGCACAUCAACGCACACGCCGCAGCGUUGACCACCGUCAGCGGCAUUCGUUGUUUAGGACGUCGCAGCCAAGCUUUGUGGCUGAAGAAUGAAUUCAACAGGAUACAAUCAUGGGAUUCACGCCGACCUAGCACAACAGCACCACGACCAGCAUGCAGGUACAGAGGCCCUGCUCAAGAAGCUGGCACGGUCCUACAAGACCGUGCAGGCAGAGGACAACAGUGCAGCCCUGGCGAGGGAGAAGGACGCCCUGAAAGCACGCCUCGGCAAGCACGCUGUGGCACCAUCGUUUGGCGCUCAGGGAGCUUUGGGACUGCAGCCGGCAUCAGCCCCCUUCCGGCACCUAACUGUGGAGAUGCCACCCUCGCCAUCGCCCAGCGCCAGCCAGCCGCCGCCAUCCGCGCCCGGCUCCAGCCGCUCCUUGUACCCGGCAGCCCCCGCCGAGUCCUCGGCCCGUUCACUCAUGUCGCAGGCCAGCGGCACGCCCCCCGUCGCGCCGGCUGGCCUCAGUACCGCGGCCGCGGCCGCGCUUCAACGCCUGCGCGACCAGCAGCACAAGCUGCAGCACCAGCACUGGCAGCAGCCCCAACAGCAGGCAGGACAGGCCCCACUGGGCGGUGCAUAUGCAGGGCUGCCGCAGGCCGCAUACGCCCAGGUACCUCUGGCACAUCCACAAAAUCACCCGCACCAGGUCCAGUACCUGCACCAGCAACAGCAGCAGCAGCAGUGCCAGCAGUACGGCAGAGGUCGUUAUGAAGGCGCCACUCCUGCUGCGCCCCAGAGCGGUUCGACUGGGUCAGGUGCUGGGGGCCAGGCGGCAGAUGAGUGCAGCGCCGGGCCGGGACUGGACACUACCGCUGCUGGCGCAGGCGCAGCAGACGCUGGCGCUUACAAGAGUGCUGGAGCGAGCGGGGCAAGCAAGUUUGGCAAGGCGCUGAAGGCGCUGCUAAAGCCCUCCAAGUCGAAGAAGGGAGGUGCAGGCGAGGUGCUCCAGGUAGCAACAGGGCCAGAUGCAGUAGUGGCUGACAGCGCCCAUCAGACGUUGCGCGACGCGGCUUCGGGCGCUGGCCGGUAUGUGCCGGGCACAGAUGGUCGCCAGCUGCAGCACCCCAUGGCCAUGGCCGAUCAGCACUCGCUGCGGGCGACACGUGACAAUCCUUAUGCGGCGCCCACGCCAGCGGAUUCAACUCGCACGCUAGAUCCGCAGCAACGACACCAGCUGUGGGGGGCCACUGGAGGCAAGGCCACAACUGGGGCGGUGCCUGCACCUGCUGACCCGCACCAGCAGCAGCGACAGCCGCCGGCACCGCCCCAGCAGCAGCGGCACCAGCUGUGGGCAGGCCAGCCUGGCGCCCAGGGCAAAGGCAGGCCGCCGACUGUGCCUGCGACCGAUAGCGUGUCGACUGCGGCAUACUUCCAGUCAGGCAUGCCCGCGCAGUAUGCAGUCCCACUGCUUGGCUCCUACCCCGCAGACCCGUUUGCAGCACCUUCGCUGGACGGAGGCGCCAACGCGCCGCCAGCCUUUGCAUGGAGCGGAGCCAGUGCGGUCUCUGGUGUGCUUGCAGCACCACUGUUAGCGUCUGCGCCUCUGGCGGCUGCGGGUCACGCGGGCGGUGUGGCUACCACACUGCCAUUUGCAUACCUGCAAGCCCCGCCGCCGCCACAGCCCCAGGUGGCCGCUAAAUGGCAGCGGCUGGCGGUAGGGGGAGCGGCUGCAGCGGGCAGCAGCGGUCGGCAGGCUGGUGCUGCGACCGGCGGGAUCAGCGCUGCAGAGGUAGAGGCAGCAGUCCGGGGCUCGGACCUGGCGUUUGGGCGUCACGGGAGCAGCGGCAUCGACCUCUUUGCACCCGGGACAUUGGCCAUGCUCCGGCGACAGCAGCAACAGCAGCAGCCGCAGAUGCCUACCCCAGAAGGGCUUACUGGCGUAGCGGCUGGACACCAGAUACCGGCGCCGCAGACGGGCACUGGAGCCGCGGCGCCGCCACUGCCGCCCGGCGGUGCUCGUGAUGCAGCUGUGGCAGCUGUAUCGGAUGUCAUCCUGUCUACCACGGCGGCGAUGCAGCGCCCGCAAGACCUGCCUCGCGGAUUGGGCCCAGCACCGCCGCCGCUGCCCAGUCACGGCAAGAAGGGAGCUGCAGGCGGUGCCGCCGCAGACAAGGAGGGCGGUAAGUCCAAGUACAAGGUCCCUAGUGAGGCAGGCAACGUGUGGACGGCGCUGGUGCAUCGCUCAAAUAUUGGCCAGGUGGCUCAGCGGCUGGCGGCGAGCGUGCCCGGCUCCCGGCGCCCCACAGACAGCUCGGGGGUAAGCGGCUCUAUGGGCGGCGCGUCCGCAGUGCCACCGGCCAACAAUGGCCAACCCUCUUCAGGUGGCGCCAGCAACAGCGGUGCGCCUGCCCCGUCACGGCGGGUGUCUUGGGGCUCUGACGCCGGGCCCGGGACCGCAGCGGGCGGCCACGAGGAGCGCGCCUCAGCACCGACUGCAGGUGCAGCCACCCGACCUCGGCAGCUGUCCGGUGCUGGUUCCACUUCGGCAAAUUUCCGUGCAGCAGCCGCGGCGCUGUCCCAGCUGCCGCCGCGCCCGGGCGGCAGGAUCGGCUCGGUCACCGCCGCAAGCACAGCGGCCGCCGGUACAGCGACCACAGCGCAGCUGCAGCAGCACGCACCUAGACCGUGCAUCGGCGCUGCUGCCAGCUCGGAGCACCUCCGAGCACCGCAGCCUGGUCCCAACACCGCGCCCGGUCCCAGCGGUGCCGCGCCACUGCAGCGCUAUCCCGCUGUUCCGGACGGCGCCACUGCAGCAACGCGGGCGAGUGCCCUCCUGGCCGCGCAGCCCGCGCCAGCUGCUGGCGCGCCUAGCCCGCGGGCCUACCCUGCUGUGCCCGGUGACGCAGCUGCUACGCGCGCUGCCGCGACAGUGCCGGACACAGCGUACCUCCUGGGUAUCCUCAGUCGCCUCAAGACGCCUACAGUCAUCCGCCAAGCCGCCGGGGCCGCCGCUGCGAAGGCAAAGGCCGGCACCGCCAGCGCUUCUGCUGGUGCAGGUCCCGGGAUCCCGCAGGACCACGUGCCAAUGGCAGCGGCCGAGUGCACUGACGCACCGGGUUCCCCUGCUGCGGCUGAGGCUGCAGCACCUGCUGAGGCUGUGGAUGCAGUGGAGGCCGCAGGAGCGGGCGGGCAUCCAGCGGUGUACCGACGGGCGUUUGGGCGCAGUGUGGGUCUGGCCUGGCGGCACAAAGCGCUGGGCUACAGCAAGGCCGGGGCAACAGCCAGCUUCCAUGAGCGCUUGCUUUCACACAAGCAAUUCUCCUCAGGCGGCGACGUGCGCCCAGUAGCUGCCGAUGACUCCCAAGAGCUUGAAGCUGCCGCCGCGGCCGCUAUGGCUGCUGAGGCAGUGGCGGCAGCUACUACACUGGACUCUGACGCGUAUGAGGAUGCGGUCGAGGACGAGCCCAGUCCUCAGCACUCCGAGGGCGGUGCCGAUGCCAGUCCUGGUGGGGCUACUGGAGCGUCGCCAUCUGCUGCACGGGCUUCCCGCACCCGGGCCCCGCCGCCCCCCGGCUCGCCGUCUCCCCAGCCGCUGCUGCAGCCGCACGAGGCGGUGCAGCUUGCGGCGCGUGACGAGCACGGCCGUGUGGUGGCGCUGGCGGCGGCCUGGGACGAUUACGUUACGCCUCGCAGCGGCUGUGGCCCUGGGCCGGCAUCUGCGGCUGCAUCGCCCAGUCCUGCGUACCGCCAGCCUGCAGCCUCACCGCCAGCCGCAGUGUCCACUGCAGCAAGCCCAGCGCCGCAGCAGGCACAGCAGCUGGCGCAUGCCGCUGCGAUGUGGCUGGGCCAGAGCCCCCGAGGUGCUCAGGGGCUCUCGCCACAGACCGGCGCUGUGACAGCGGCCACUCCUCCAAAGCCACCUGCGGGGCCGGAGACGUUGGACAUGCGCCGGACCCCAAAUCGCAAGCUGGACUACAGCGGUGCUGAGGUGGCGUCGCUGGGCGCCUGUGCGGCUGCGGGCACAGUAGCCGUGUCUCGGGUGGCCGCGUCUCCUCUGUCAUCGGCUGCAGUCGCGGCGGCUGCCUCAGGCCUCCGCAGCCGAUACGCAACCGCGACCCGGGACGACGGCUGCGGGUCCAGUGACCCCGAGGAAGUGGAGCCAACUGUUGGUAGCGGCAGUGCUGACGAGGAGCAAGAGUACUGUGCCGCGGAGGGCGAGGGUGAGGUGGAGGCGCCCGACAGCCGGGUCAGUGGCAGUAGCUCUGUGGGCAGCACACGGGACCGCGCCCGCACUGGCAUGACGCCCGGCGGCGCGGCAGGUUCCGGGCACGCCGUGCCUGACCUAGCACUGGGGCUCGCCACGGCUGCGUCGGCUGCGCGGCCUGAUCGGGAUAUGCAGUGGCAGCAGCAGCGCAUGAAUCAGAGCCUGUUCGGGGCCCCUGCAGCUCACAGCCCACACGAGAUGGCCGCGGGUAUCACGCCGGGCGCAGCGCUGCACGUGGCACGCUCGCCCGCUUUCCGCACGCCACUGCGGCGCUGGGCCGAGGGCGACGCCACCGACGAGGAGGUUGACGGUGGCGACACGAGCAGCGUUGCGUUCGCCUCUGCGGCAACCACCGCUGCUGCAGCGUCAGCAGUUAUGCAAAAUCGCGAGCUCUUGCCAGAGAUGUCUCUGGCUCGCGAGCUGCAGUUCCGGACUGCCGGCCUUUCUGCACACACUCCAGAGCCUCACGCUAACGUCACCGCAGAUGGCGCCCUGCCCGUGCAGCAGCCACAGCAGCAGCCGGAGCUCUCUGAGGCUGUGGCCAUCUGGGGCGCGGUCCCGAGCGCUCCGCCGCUCCUCACUCCAGGGGUGUGCCAGCAGCUACCGCCGUGCGCCGCCGCAGCAGCUGAGGGUACACCCAGUUUCGCCGUUUUCAUGGCAGGUGCACAGGGCGCCACAUGGCCUCAGUCCGCCGCGGCCACACCGCAGCUGCUCGCCUUGCAGGUGCAGCAGCCGCUGGAGGGAAUGUCUGAGGCAACAGCCGCCUGCUCAACUCCAGCCACGGCAUCACCACUGGAACGUCACUGGUGCCGCCGCUCGGUGGGCGUCGCCGCUGCAGUGCACCGGCAGCAGUCGCAGCGGGCCUUUCGCACACCCGCCAGCAGCUGUGGUGGUGACGCCUCCGCCGGUGGCUCUAGAGACGCCAUACAGACGCAGCUAGAGGAGCGUGCGGCCGCUGUCAUCCAGGCGCGCUGGCGCGGCAUCAGGUCACAGCGCGCGUCCCUAUCAGGCGCCGCUGCACAACGGCUGCCGGUCGCGGCCUGCACCCCCAGCCUGCAAGCUGCCGGCGUCCCGCAAGGGAGCAGUGCUGGCUAUGCCGACUAUCUGCAGGAGGGUGACGAUGACGCGGCCCUGAGCGAGGCGGCCACGGACAGUGGCUUCGAGGACGCGGACGCUGCGGAGGAGUUGGGCGUGCUGAUCGCGCAGGAGCGCCUGCAUACCGCCGCCGUGCUCAUCCAGUCUGCCUGGAGGGGCCACGCCGCCCGCUCCGCAACUGCGGAGGUACGCCGCCGACAGUGCCAGGCCGAGCUGCUGGCGGCUGCUGAGGCUGCGCGACAGCAGGAGCAGGAGCUGCGUGAGGCGGAGGCGGCCGCGGAGGAGCUGAGGAAGAUGGAGACGGCUGCGGUGGUGGUGCAAGCCGCCUGGCGGGGCAGACUCGCUCGCGCGUGUGCACAGCAGGAGCGGCAGCAGGCUCGUGCGCUGCAGCAGCAGAGGGCCGAGGUGGCGGUCCUGAGGGUGCAAGCGGCCUGGCGCGGCCUCGUCGCCCGUCGGCGGGUCGAACGGCUGCGUGCCGCUGCCGCUGCAGCCAGAGCAGCCGAGGAGGAGGCUCGCCUGCGGCUUGAGGAGGAAGCUGCCGAGCAGGCUCGUCAGGAGGCGGCAGCUACCAGGGUGCAGGCUGCAUGGCGCGGCUCGCGUGCUCGUGCUACAUUCGUGGCACUUCAGCAGGAGCGCCGGGCUGCGGAGGCAGCUGCUACGGCGGCGGCUGAGCAGGCGCAGCGAGAGGAUGCCGCAGCGGUUACGAUGCAGGCGGCGUGGCGUGGCUUCCGUGACCGAGCUGCAGCCAGCCGCCUGCAUCAGCAGCAGCGGCAGCGAGAGCAGGAGCUGGCGCGGCAGCGACAGCAGGAUGAGGAGCGGGCACAGCUGCGUGCCGCAGCCACUGCGAUACAGGCGGCGUGGCGGGGCAGCCGGGUGCGUGCCGAGGUGCAGCGCCUGCGGGAGCAGCACCAGCAAGAAGAGGCUGAGCGCCGCGAGCAGCAGCGCCAACUGGCGGCGGCGGUAAGGCUGCAGGCAGCUUGGCGCGGCCACUCUGCCCGCAUUGCGGUUGCUGUGGAGCGCAGCCGGCUUGCAGCGGCAAUGGCCGAGACAGCAGAGGCUGAGGCAGCCCGCCAGCAGCAGCAAGAAGCUGAGGUUGAGGCGGCUGCAGAGCUGGAGGCGCAGGCAAAGGUGUUGCGAAUGAACUUCGCGGCGUCUCGCAUUCAGCGCGCCUGGAGCCGCCGGAGGUCUGUCCUCGCGCUUCAGCCGCAGCUGGAGGACGACGAGGUAUUUGCCUCGACUCCCGCUGGUGCCACGGACCCCGGCAGUAAGGAAGGCCAGGGCGCCCUGGAGAAGGAGGAGAAGGAGCAGAGCGAGAGUGGCGCUGACAGGCCAGCCGCACGCGCCUCGUCUGCGCGACGCGGUGGCCAUGCGGCGAUGUGCGGCAACAUAUUUGCAGUGCUUGCCGGCGAUGAUGACGACGAUGACGACGAGGAGAGAGAGGAGGACAACGAGCAGGACUGUGCGGGCGAGGAGGCCUGGCUGGGCAGCGCCGCUGCGGCGAGCUAUCGGGCUGAAGGCGAAGAUGCCGCCGGGCCGUCCCAGCUGAGGGCCGCGCCUCUGUCCUUCGAUGACAUCCCCUUGGGCGUCAGGCUGCCUGUGCCACCCACAGCUGCAGCCACAGCACGCCGCGGCCCGGCGGACUGCGUGCCGCCAGCCGGGCCCGCGGGCGAGGGCGGACUGUUCGUGGCGGUGCCCGUCCGCAGCACCGAGGUGGCGGGCCUGGCUGCGGCUGGCACCACUCCUCGCGGCAGGGGGCCGGGGGGCAGUGACGCCGACCCUGCCAGCGCCGCGGCGGCUGCGGCUGGCGGCAAGGUGGCCAUGCUCAUCUCCGAGGGCAUCAGCAUACGGUUUCCUGCUGUAUCGCCGAGUUCGGUUCAGCCCCCCGCCGCCGCCCUGCAGCCCACACAGCAGCUCCCGGCACAGCCGCAGCAUGCCGCAGCGUUCAGCGAUGGCGACGGUGCAGACGAUGAUGCCCCCGCUCGGCCCCGAGCACCCUUACAUGCGCUGAGCCCGCAGCGGGCCGCUUUCACGCUGCCCUCCGCGCUGCUGAGCUCCUCAGAGGGCGACGAUGAGGAGGACGAGGACGAGGGUGGUGAGGCCGACGAGGAGCAGCAGCUGAGUGGGGAGGAAGGCGUCGGGGCUGGUGAUGAUGACGACGACGGCCUAGCAGGCGGCGCAGCGGCGGGCAAUGAGAAGGAGGCAGUGGAUGAGGAGAUGGCGGCGCAGGUGGCGGCGCUGGCGCAGGUGGCUGCGGCUGCGGCUGCGGGGCUGCUGGCCGGUGACGACCCGCGUGUGUUGCUGCUGGGGCAGGUGCUGGAGGACCCCAGCCCGCAGGCUGAGUGGCUGAGAGGCCAGAUCGCGGAGCACAUGGCGGCGACUGCCGCCGCGGAGGACCAGGCAGCAGAGGCAGAGGCGGCAUCCACUGCAGCUGUGCUGAGGGCUGUCGCUGCAGCGAGGGCGGGCGUGGAACCGACAGCACAGCAAGAGUCUGUCAACUUUAGCGACAGCGAGGUGGAUGAGGAGGAAGAUGAGGACGAGGAUGAGGGCGGCAGUCCGGCGGGCCUGAGGUCUGCAGCCAAUCCGUUUGCACUGCUUGGUGGCGAUGACAGCGGCGCCGAUGAGGAUGAGGAUGAGAACGAAGAGGACUUGAGUGACGGCGCCGACAGCGAGCAAGUGGCAUCUCCCCCGCAGGUGCAGCAACGCCUCACCGCCACUGCCGCGGAGGGAUCCCAGCCCCGGUGCAGCCCCAUCUGGGCACCAGCUGCACCGCAGCGUACUGGCGCCGGUGCUGCCCACGCCGACAGUGGAGACGAGAGUGGAGAGAGCUCGCCUGGUGGUCCCAGUGCACUGCGGCGGCCUGCUAACCCCUUUGCUCUGUUGGGCGAGGGCUCCGAGGGCGAGGACGAGCAGGACGAGGGCGAGGGGGGGGUGGGAGAAGAUGAGGACGACGAGCACGAUCAAUUCAGCCUCGACGGCGAUGGCGAUGGCCUAUCACCAGAGGUGGCGGCGUCACCAAGCCCUCCAGCGGCAGAGCCCGCAGCCACUUUCAUGGCGGCCGCAGCAGGUGGCGCCACAGCAGCGGCGCCGGCAGCUGGAGCCACCAACAACAGCCCCUUCAGUUUCGGCUUUGGCGGCGGCGGAGUCUUUGGUGCAGCCCAGUCGUCUUGGCUGGGUGUUGGUGGCGGCACUGGUGGGCAAUCGGCGCCAUGGGCAAUCGGCGCAGUCCCUCCGCCUGCAGGCGGUGGAGGCGCAGGUCCCGCCACACCGACCCUGACUACCGCGUGGCCUGCACCCGCAGCCCGAGCAGGCAACGCCGCGCCUGGCUUUGGUGGCUUCGGCCUGGGGCAGGUGUGGGGCGCAGGCGGAGCGACCGCAGCCGCGACCUUAUUCGGGAACUCGUCACAGCAACCCAUUCAUGCCGGAGGCGGGCUCUUUGGCGGCGCUUCUGCGGUGGCGGCACCAGCCCCAGCCCCUGGUGGCCACCCGGCCGCUGCGAGCUCGGAUGCUUCCUAUUCCGCUUUCGCCUCAGCUGUGGGCACAGAGGCGGCCAUGCUGCCGUCGGGUAUGGGCGGCGCCGCGGCGCUGGACCCCGCAGCACUUGCCGCCGCCUCAACGCCCAUGUCGCGACCACGGCUGUGGGCACAGGAGUCCGACAGUCCAGACGGCGGCUACGGCGGCGGCAGGCAGCCUCGCAUCGCGGCAGCAGCGGACGAUCCCGACGCAGUGUCCGACGCCAGUUUGCCCUUCCUGCCCUAUGACAGCUGCACAACCACUGUGGCCUACAACGCACCGCAGCGUCACGGGGCCGGUGACCUGGGCGGCAGCUUUGCGGGUAGGCUGGCGGCCGCGUGGGGCGCCGUGCCGGAAGAGGGCGGGGACGGCGGUGGUGACGGCGAGGGGCCGGAGGAGGGCGAGGAGGGUGCGGCGCCCCGCCACCACGGCGACCGCUACCGCGCCACCAGCAGUCCCAGCGUCAACAACGCCAACACACAGACGCCGUGGCGGACAGGUGCAGGCGCUAGUGGUCAGGUGGCAGCUGGAGAUGCAUCCAGGGCAGGGGCCUGGGACUCGCCAGCCACUGCGUUCCAGCGCGCGGCCCCGCACACGCUCCGCGGCGUGCCCACGACCGUUCGGGCCUGGGCGGCGGCAGGCGGUGUGGAGCAGACGCCGUGCAGCGCCCGCGUCAUGCCAAGUGCCCUGGCACGCAUGCAGCAGCAGCAGCAGCAGCAGCCAUGGGGGCCAUCGCUGGGGACGCCGUUUGCAGCGACUGAGCCAGGCAGAGGCAGUCCUGGUGAAGAUGAGGAUGCGGGGGAUGCGGACACGCCUGUGGAGGGUACCGAUGGGGGCGAGCUGGGCCCGGACGCAUUGGCCGGCGCCACUGCAGCGCGGCCUGCGCGGCGCGGGCAGGAGCAGCAGUUAUUUGCGGCUGCUGGUGCCGCCAUGCUGCCCAGCCGGCUGUUCGGUGAGGACGAGGGCGAGGAGGGCAUGGAGCUGGAUGGAAUGUCCGAGCUAGAGGGUGAGGACGAGGGCGAGCAGGCCGGUGAGGGCGAUGGUGAGGGUGAGGGAGGUACUAGUGACGAGUUCGAGGACGCCGCCAGCCACAGGGCAGGCGCCUGCAGCAGCCGCGGCGGCAGUGGCUUCGCGUCAGCCUGCAGCAGCCGGCGUGUUUCAGACGGCAACGGCGUGGUGGCGCCGCACCUGGCCGGAGGGGCGACGGGGCUGGCGGCUGCGUGGUCCGUCCUGGGGGCGCGUGGUGCCUCUAGCCUGGGUGUGAUGGAUCCGGGUCUGUUGCCCCUGGGGCCGCAGCAGCAACUACAGGUCAGCGCCCGAGCUUAUGGUGAUGUUGCCCCAGCAUGAAGGACUGCCGCCAUUCCUACACGCAUGCUGUCAAAAGUUGAUGUGUGUUUGUAUGCGACCGCAACCAUGACUGGAUGGUUGCAGACGUUGUUGCCACUAUACGCCUGGCUAAAAGCGUGGCUGGGUUGAUGUAAUGUGAUGUCCUUACGGUACGUAGAGGGGAAGUCGGGAAGGCUCAUGCGGGCUCUUCGCUAGCUCAUAAGCCCAGGCGCGCCUUUAUAUCGGCCUCUUUGCUGCAACAACUCAUACCGUAUACUCAUACCGUACUCAUACAUCUGAAGUUACUGAAGUUACUGAGGCGGGGUGGGACUGGGCGGACAUGAUUGCGCCGGUGGCUAACGUUGCGCAAGGGUGCCGCAGCUCCGAACGACACGGACUGGGGGUUAUAUCAUAAGACAGCGGGGCAAGCCACACGGGGAGGGCACCAUGCCGAGGGGUCUGAAUAUGUUCCCCUCACUCAUGCGGCCGAGUUAGCUGCUCGGACAAGUUGCAAUGGCUUUUACGUGCUACAUAUAUAUUAGAUAUCAGUAGAUAUUCACGUUUGCCGACGAUCGUGCAAAUAGAUGUUGAAUGCUUUGCGCCAACGGACCCUGUAGCUCCGAUACAAGGCUCAAUCUAACGUUUAGCAACCAUAAAGUCCUCCAACGUUUGAUUAAGGCUCAAAGCAACCCUUUGGAGACUAGUUGUGACCUAGAGUCGGGAUCGCGAGGAGGCCUCCUCUUCGUUCAACAAGUAGUUUUACAACAUCAGUUGAUCUUAAUAAAUCGACGGCAGCAAAGGGUACUGGAAUUCAUGCCCUCAAGGGCAACAUGCUUUCAUUGUGCGGACAGACAGGCUAAUCUGAGCCCUGUCUACUCGCUUCACGUUAUACACAUAUACAAUAGAAGCUUUAGCUAGUCGGCCGGCUAGAAUACGCAUGUCGGUUUGGACACAUUUUGGUCCAUGCGUGCCCACCUGUGCGGACAAACACGCGGGUUGUUCUCCCAGCCCGCAUAUUAUUUCGCCCCCCUGAGUUCACAGAAUCCAUAUGGAUAGUGUCCGCCAUGCUUCAUAAGAGUUUAGGAGGGAUCCGCUGAAGUCUGGGGUCAGUGAUUCCCCCUUCUGACACGUUUCGUACCCCCCAUCUUGCAAGCCAUAUGACGUUUGCGCGACAACGUCCCCAGUCUCCCGAACAUCAAGUAUUUGUUAAAUACAUCAUAAGGAUCAUAUUGCCCGAAUUUGGUGACUGGGGACGUUGUCGCGCAAAAGUUAUUAAGGGGCCCAAAUGCAGUUUUUCACCUAGGGUGCCUCCCCCGUGUGGGGGCAAGCCCAGACCGUUGCCCAAAACAUGUAAUGGAAGUUUUUA
Molecule: messenger RNA, 11655 nt
Organism: Chlamydomonas reinhardtii
Lineage: Eukaryota; Viridiplantae; Chlorophyta; Chlorophyceae; Chlamydomonadales; Chlamydomonadaceae
Exons: 8
Coding region: 198-10310 (3370 amino acids)
Molecular function (GO): protein binding
Source: RefSeq, a predicted model, not a curated record